This is a messenger RNA of Fundulus heteroclitus (mummichog), 6968 nucleotides long. RefSeq names its product centromere protein E (gene cenpe). The record is from RefSeq and is a predicted model, not a curated record. Gene Ontology annotation, biological process: mitotic cell cycle; microtubule-based movement. Gene Ontology annotation, cellular component: microtubule. Gene Ontology annotation, molecular function: plus-end-directed microtubule motor activity; microtubule binding; ATP binding. The transcript has 47 exons. Lineage: Eukaryota; Metazoa; Chordata; Actinopteri; Cyprinodontiformes; Fundulidae. Bases 85 to 6888 code for a protein of 2267 amino acids.
CAAACUGUUUAGUCUUCCGCGUUACUUCAACGUUCGUAUGUAUUGUCCUUUUUCGUCGAGUUGUGUGUUUUACGACGAGAAGACAUGGCAGCGGAAUCAGCUGUUAAAGUUUGUGUCCGUAUUCGCCCUGUUGUUGCGAGGGAAGAAAAAGCUGCUUCAGAAAAGGCCCAGCCUGUUCAGCUGUUUUGGAAAGCUGACAAAAAAUCCAUUUGUCAGAUUGAUGAUGGAAAUUCCAGCAAGAGCUUUAGUUUUGACCGAGUGUUUACAGCAGAAGAAUCUACAAGCCAGCUAUAUAUGGACAUUGCAAAACCUCUGGUUGUAUCCACUGUUGAAGGCUACAAUGGAACAAUAUUUGCCUAUGGUCAGACCUCUUCUGGAAAAACAUUCACAAUGAUGGGCUCUGAUCGUAAUCCUGGAGUCAUUCCUUUGGCUGUAGAUGAUGUCUUCCAAACUAUUAAAAAUUUUCCAAACAAAGAAUUUCUUCUCCGAGUGUCUUACAUGGAAAUAUACAAUGAAACUGUGACGGACCUGCUUGUUGAUAGUUGGAAGAGAAAACCAUUGGAAGUUCGGGAAACAAUCGAUAAAACCAUCUAUGUGGCUGAACUGACAGAGGAGCUAGUUACAUCUUCUGCACAAGCUCUCGCCUGGAUCAGGAAGGGAGAGACAAACCGUCAUUAUGGAAAGACUAAAAUGAACCAGUGGAGCAGUCGGUCACACACCAUAUUUCGAAUGAUACUGGAGAGCAGGGAAAGGACUGAUCCAGCUUUAGGGGAAAAUGCUGAUGGAGCCAUUUUUGUUUCCCAUUUAAAUUUAGUGGAUCUAGCUGGAUCUGAGAGAGCCAGUCAAACGGGGGCGGAAGGCGCUCGUUUAAAAGAAGGGUGCAAUAUCAACCUCAGUUUGUUUACGCUUGGACAAGUGAUCAAGAAACUCACUGAUGAAAGCCAGAAGGGCUUUACCAAUUACCGAGACAGCAAAUUGACCCGCAUCCUGCAGAACUCCUUGGGAGGCAAUGCUAAGACUGUUAUCAUUAGCACCAUCACUCCAGUUUCUCUAGAUGAGACUCUGAGCACUCUUCAGUUUGCCAGCACUGCAAAGAAAAUGAAGAAUGACCCUCAUGUGACAGAGGUAUUGGGUGAUGGAGCGUUGCUCAAGAGGUAUCGUAAUGAGAUCUUAGACCUCAAGUGUCAACUUAACAAGGUGUCUUCAGUUACACAUACCGCAGUGACAGAAAAAGAAGUUCUCGCUCAGUUGCUCGAAGAAAAAGAGCAGCUUCAGAGAGAACAAGAAGACAGAAUUAAAACACUUACUAAACUGCUGGUCACUAGUUCCAACCCCGUCUCUUAUCCAAAGAUGCCUAAACGUAGGGUGACAUGGGGGGGCAAGAUGGUUAAACAUACCCAUCCGUCUGCCUUUAAUGAUGAUGGGAUGCCUCGCAUGAACAUGACUUUUGGCUGGAAGAGGAAAGCUGAUCGCUUAUUUUCCUCAGAGACAGAUGAGGACUUUUAUCCCCACUGGGAGAUUCCAGAGGAGCCAUCAGAUGAAAUGGAGAUGAGUCAGAGCUCUGUGACUGUUCGCAGCUUUGGAGAAAGCCCCACAGGCCUGGUUUCUUCUGAUGGAAUAUGUGCACAGUCAGAGAAAAUAUCUAACCUUGACUGGCAAUUUGAAAUCGAGAGUCAACGGAGAGAGGAGGCUGUAAAAAAGGUAGAAAUGUUGGAAAGUCGAGUAGCAGAGCUGCUGUUGCAUGUUCAAUCAGAAGCUUUGCAGAAACUGGAAGCUGUAAAGAAAACGCAAGCAACAGAAGUGUUGCUGCAAAAUGAAGUUAAAGAGAAGUUGGACGCCUUGGAAAAAAUGCAGACUAUGGAGCAAAGAAUUGAAGAUCUGCAGUUUCAGCUGCAGAGUGAAACUAAGCUAAAGCUAGAGGCUGUGUUGCAAAUGCAAGCAGCAGAACAUAGUCUUGUUGAACUGAAGAGGGUUCUGGAAACUGAAACUGAGCAGAAGCUGGAAUGCAAUGACAUGCUGAAGUUAAAAGUAUCGGACCCUGAGAGACAACUGGAGGAGCAGAAGCAUACAGAGUCUGAUCAGAUGAGAAAAUGCCUUGCAGACAGUGUUCAGCUGUGUGAAUUCCUGGCUGCAGAGAAGGAAAAGGUUAUUGCUGAGCGAGACUAUCUGAAACAGGAGCUGGGGAUCUUCCUAGAACACACUAAGAGAUUAGAGAAGGAAAAAGCUGAAGAACUGAAAGAGUUAAAGGAUUUGAACGAGUUCACACGUCUGGAGAAUAAGGUCAUAAAGGAACAAGAGAUAAAGGGUCUAACUGAAGAGCUUCAGAGUGUGCUAGCAGAAAAAGACCAGCUGCUUGCUGAGAAGGAAUCCUCUGCAGAAAAGCUGGAGAAGCUGCAAUGCGACCUGAUGGCUAUCAAUGAAGAGAGAAAUCAACUGGACAUGGUGGUGAAAGAGCUGACAGAGGAGAAGAAGAAACUCCAAGCACAACUUGAGGAAAAUAACCAAAUGGGUCUACCUGAAGAGCUUCAGAGUGUGCUAGCAGAAAAAGACCAGCUGCUCGCUGAGAAGGAAUCCUCUGCAGAAAAGCUGGAGAAGCUGCAAUGCGACCUGAUGGCUAUCAAUGAAGAGAGAAAUCAACUGGACAUGGUGGUGAAAGAGCUGACAGAGGAGAAGAAGAAACUCCAAGCACAACUUGAGGAAAAUAACCAAAUGGGUCUACCUGAAGAGCUUCAGAGUGUGCUAGCAGAAAAAGACCAGCUACUUGCUGAGAAAGAAUCCUCUGCAGAAAAGCUGGAGAAGCUGCAAUGCGACCUGAUGGCUAUCAAUGAAGAGAGAAAUCAACUGGACAUGGUGGUGAAAGAGCUGACAGAGGAGAAGAAGAAACUCCAAGCACAACUUGAGGAAAAUAACCAAAUGGGUCUACCUGAAGAGCUUCAGAGUGUGCUAGCAGAAAAAGACCAGCUGCUCGCUGAGAAGGAAUCCUCUGCAGAAAAGCUGGACAUGCUGCAAUGUGACCUGAUGGCUAUCAAUGAAGAGAGAAAUCAACUGGACAUGGUGGUAAAAGAGCUGACAGAGGAGAAGAAGAAACUCCAAGCACAACUUGAGGAAAAUAACCAAAUGGGUCUACCUGAAGAGCUUCAGAGUGUGCUAGCAGAAAAAGACCAGCUGCUCGCUGAGAAGGAGUCCUCUGCAGAAAAGCUGGAGAAGCUGCAAUGCGACCUGAUGGCUAUCAAUGAAGAGAGAAAUCAACUGGACAUGGUGGUGAAAGAGCUGACAGAGGAGAAGAAGAAACUCCAAGCACAACUUGAGGAAAAUAACCAAAUGGGUCUACCUGAAGAGCUUCAGAGUGUGCUAGCAGAAAAAGACCAGCUGCUUGCUGAGAAAGAAUCCUCUGCAGAAAAGCUGGAGAAGCUGCAAUGCGACCUGAUGGCUAUCAAUGAAGAGAGAAAUCAACUGGACAUGGUGGUGAAAGAGCUGACAGAGGAGAAGAAGAAACUCCAAGCACAACUUGAGGAAAAUAACCAAAUGGGUCUACCUGAAGAGCUUCAGAGUGUGCUAGCAGAAAAAGACCAGCUGCUCGCUGAGAAGGAAUCCUCUGCAGAAAAGCUGGAGAAGCUGCAAUGCGACCUGAUGGCUAUCAAUGAAGAGAGAAAUCAACUGGACAUGGUGGUGAAAGAGCUGACAGAGGAGAAGAAGAAACUCCAAGCACAACUUGAGGAAAAUAACCAAAUGGGUCUACCUGAAGAGCUUCAGAGUGUGCUAGCAGAAAAAGACCAGCUGCUCGCUGAGAAAGAAUCCUCUGCAGAAAAGCUGGAGAAGCUGCAAUGCGACCUGAUGGCUAUCAAUGAAGAGAGAAAUCAACUGGACAUGGUGGUGAAAGAGCUGACAGAGGAGAAGAAACUCCAAGCACAACUUGAGGAAAAUAACCAAAUGGGUCUACCUGAAGAGCUUCAGAGUGUGCUAGCAGAAAAAGACCAGCUGCUCGCUGAGAAAGAAUCCUCUGCAGAAAAGCUGGAGAAGCUGCAAUGCGACCUGAUGGCUAUCAAUGAAGAGAGAAAUCAACUGGACAUGGUGGUGAAAGAGCUGACAGAGGAGAAGAAGAAACUCCAAGCACAACUUGAGGAAAAUAACCAAAUGGGUCUACCUGAAGAGCUUCAGAGUGUGCUAGCAGAAAAAGACCAGCUGCUCGCUGAGAAGGAAUCCUCUGCAGAAAAGCUGGAGAAGCUGCAAUGCGACCUGAUGGCUAUCAAUGAAGAGAGAAAUCAACUGGACAUGGUGGUGAAAGAGCUGACAGAGGAGAAGAAGAAACUCCAAGCACAACUUGAGGAAAAUAACCAAAUGAUUGGGGAGCUGAAUAUGUCUGUACAAAUUGUCACUGACCAGAAGAGACAGUUAGAGGAACACCAACAGCAGCUUGAAGAAAAGGCAUCCUCAUCAGAAGAACUUUUGAAGGCUGUCAAAAAUGACUUGGAUGAACAAAAAAAAUUCAACUGUGAGCUGAAGAAAAUAAUAGACGAGAAGUCUUCUGUGGACCAAAAGGUCACAGAAUUGGCUGAUAGUUUGGCAAGCGUUGAAGCAGAGAAGAAUUUUCUUUUGUCUGAAAAAUGGAAAAACCUCCAAAGCCACAAAGACGAAAUGGAAAAACUGCAGUUCAGCUUGAUGGCUCUCAGUCAGGAGAGAGAUUCUUUGCAGGAGGUGCUAGUGGGGUUGAGAGAGGAGAAGGAGCAGCUUGGAGCACAGCUGCAGGAAAAUAUGAACAUGAUGACGGCCUUGCAGGAAAAGCUCACCCAGCAGGAGUUUUUGACUGUGGAGAAGGAAGCUGAAAAUAUGGAAGAGCAAGCGAAAUUAAAGCAAGAAUUGCAGUACCUCCAAGAGGAGCUGCAGGUGCAACAGAAAAGAAGAGCUCUGGCUGAAUCCAAAUCAGAUGCCUCCCAGCAGUUGCUGGAUGAAGCAAACUCGUCUCUCUCAGCCCUGAGGCAGCAAUUGAACAGCUUGGAACACAGGCCCAAUGUAAUCGGGGAGACUCUAUCACGCCUGCAGGACUCCGCUAAUCACCUCGUUGAGGCCUUUGGAAAAUUCCACGAGUUUACAGCGACGUGUUCAAAGUAUGACUCCGAAACCCUAGAGGAGGUUCUAAGAGUGCAGUGUUCCUUGAAGCACAUUUCCUUGGCCAGUUUUCCAAAAUCUGUGGUGGAUACCUAUGGUGACGUUUGUGGGCUGGGAUUGCACACUUCGCAGACUCUCAUAAGAAUUCUUGGACAACUCAAAGCGCAUUCACAUGGCUAUGUGAAAGUGUUUGAGCUGGUGAUAAAUAAAGAUUUGGCCAUUUUUGAGGAGAGGCGGCUGCAGGACUUGCUACUAUCCAGACAUGAUGCUCCAAAAUAUUCUGUCAACUAUGAGGAUUUCCACUCACUGUGGAAUGAGAGACUAACUGAGCUUCUGGACAAACGCCUGCUGUACCAACAGAAAAUGGAGAAAAUUUUGGAGAAACUUUGGGCAAACCUGACAUCAUAUCUCACGCUGUGGAAAGCUGAAAUCCUUGAGAGGGUAAAAUUCAAGGAGGCUCUUCAGGCUGCCAUCAUCCAGCCUGUUUUCACUGGGUUGGAGCCUGUCCUCAGUCAAGAAGCUGAACGCAGACGUUCAGUAGUCCAAAAGGGAAAGAUGUCUUUACAGUCCAUCACGGAAGAGCAAAAUAAGAUUUUUGAUGAACUAAAGCAGCUGGAUGCACAGAGAGAUUCUCAACUUAAAGAAGAGAAAGGAAAAAAUGCAACUCUGCUGCAGGCCCUGGAGGGAACUCCUCUAAAAACAGAGUUGUCCUUACUCAUGGACUACAAGCAGCUUGUUCUUCAGCUUCAACAAGCAGAAAGAGGCCUUAAAGGUCUACCUGAAGAGCUUCAGAGUGUGCUAGCAGAAAAAGACCAGCUGCUCGCUGAGAAGGAGUCCUCUGCAGAAAAGCUGGAGAAGCUGCAAUGCGACCUGAUGGCUAUCAAUGAAGAGAGAAAUCAACUGGACAUGGUGGUGAAAGAGCUGACAGAGGAGAAGAAGAAACUCCAAGCACAACUUGAGGAAAAUAACCAAAUGGCUCUGCGUGAAAAAAUUGGACACCUAGAGGAGGCAAUUAAUGCGGCCAAAGAGACUGAAUCCAACAACAAACGGGCCAUUCAGCUCUUACAGACUGAAUUGCAGGACGCUUGGGUGGUUGCGAAAGAGAAGGAGAGCACAAUCCAAACCUUGAAGGUCAAACUGGAAGAGUUUGAAAAGAAGUCAUCACCCAGUGCAGCUGAGCUGGCGAUCCUCCAGAGGAAGCUCUUUGAAAUGGAGGUUAAGCUUGCCUCAUUAACUGAUGAACACCAGGAAGAGAUACAGAGGAUGAAGAUGGUGUUGAGUGUAAAGGAAGAGUCACUGAGAAAGUUAAAGCAGGAACUGAGAUCACAGCAGCAGUCCGGGGAGGCAUCUCUCACAGGUAAGGAACUUCAUGCUCGACUAACCAACCCCAGACGUAUGGUGAUCCAGAGCAGCAUCCUGUUGGACAAGACCAAGCUGGAAGAAGAAGUUACACAGCUUCAGCUAAGAAUCACAGAGCUAGAAAGCCUGGUUUCCAGCCAGCAAGCAGAGACUAAUAAGUGGAAGAGCAGAGCCAUCAGUCUCAAAGGGAAGAGCAAAGCUGAGCUGGACAAACAAUCAUCCCAAUCAGGUGACAGCUCAGAGACGUUGUCCAGAAACCGACCCAGACACUUCUUCGAUAACUCUGACCUUGGAAUCAAACCAGAAAGCUCCCAUGUUCCUGCCCCAAGUGAUGAAGCCUUUACAGAUGCAGAAGUGGAACCAGACACAUGUGACAUUUUGCAAGGCUCUCCAAAAGAACAGGAUUACUGCAAGUCUCAGUAACCCUGUGUAAUUUGUAAUGUUUUAAGUGAACUGAAAACUCUUUUUAAUGGUUUAACAAUUUGUAAUAAAUAAAUGUAUUU